Molecule: messenger RNA, 2655 nt
Organism: Tyto alba (common barn owl)
Lineage: Eukaryota; Metazoa; Chordata; Aves; Strigiformes; Tytonidae
Gene: CNOT9
Product: CCR4-NOT transcription complex subunit 9
Exons: 8
Coding region: 152-1057 (301 amino acids)
Biological process (GO): mRNA catabolic process; negative regulation of translation
Cellular component (GO): P-body; CCR4-NOT core complex; CCR4-NOT complex
Source: RefSeq, a predicted model, not a curated record
CGCCCCUCUCCCAGCCUCCCUCGCGGCGGGCGGGCGGGCGGGCGCGCGGAGGCCGAGGGGCCGGGCCGGGCCUGGGUUCAUGGCGGUGGCGGCAGUCGCGGUCUCGGUCUCCUGAGCCGGGCCCGGCGGCAGCACCGGCACCGCUCCCACCAUGCACAGCUUGGCCACGGCCGCGCCCGUGCCAACAGCGCUGGCUCAGGUUGACCGUGAGAAGAUCUACCAGUGGAUCAAUGAGCUGUCCAGCCCCGAGACACGGGAGAAUGCGCUGCUGGAGCUGAGCAAGAAGCGUGAGUCUGUGCCUGACCUCGCCCCGAUGCUGUGGCACUCCUUUGGUACGAUCGCAGCGCUCCUUCAGGAAAUUGUAAAUAUUUAUCCAUCCAUCAACCCUCCGACUUUGACAGCCCAUCAGUCCAACAGAGUCUGCAAUGCUUUGGCUCUGCUACAGUGUGUUGCAUCGCACCCUGAAACAAGGUCAGCUUUUCUGGCAGCUCAUAUUCCUCUCUUCCUGUACCCCUUCUUGCACACAGUGAGCAAGACACGUCCGUUUGAGUACCUGCGGCUCACGAGCCUUGGCGUGAUUGGGGCCUUGGUGAAAACUGAUGAGCAAGAAGUGAUAAAUUUCUUAUUGACAACAGAAAUUAUCCCCCUGUGCUUACGCAUUAUGGAGUCUGGCAGUGAACUCUCCAAAACGGUUGCUACAUUUAUUCUUCAGAAAAUCCUCCUGGAUGACACGGGGCUGGCAUAUAUCUGUCAGACUUAUGAGAGGUUUUCCCAUGUUGCCAUGAUACUGGGUAAAAUGGUCCUGCAGCUCUCCAAGGAGCCGUCGGCACGGCUACUGAAACAUGUGGUUCGCUGCUACCUUCGCCUUUCUGAUAACCCCAGAUGUAGGGCACGUGAAGCUCUCAGGCAGUGCCUUCCUGACCAACUGAAGGACACCACCUUCGCCCAGGUCCUGAAGGAUGACACCACCACGAAGCGCUGGCUGGCUCAGCUCGUCAAGAACCUGCAAGAGGGUCAAGUCACUGACCCACGGGGUAUCCCUCUUCCUCCGCAAUGACUGCUGGGGGAGGUAGGGGACCGGGGAAGAAACAGCUCAGGUUUACAAAGAACCGGGAACAGGUGACCUCUUCCGCAGCAAACUGGGCACGCCAGCUGGCUGCUGGCCUGUCGGACCAUCCCGCCCAGCCAAGGGGCUGGUCUGCAGCAAUGCAGCAUGCCUCUGGGGAUCGCAACACCAGCAAAUGCUGAUACUACAGCUUAAAAAAAAAAAAAAAAAAUAUUGGGAAGAAAAAAAAAAAAAAAAAAAAUCAAUAAAAACGAUCUGUAAGGAUCCCCAUCUUUCCAGGAGGCUUGGCUGGCAUCUCUCCCCCCACGGCCAGGCGGGGGCUGGUGCGGAUGUCCGCUCCUUCCAGCUAACGCAGCCUCCGCCCAGGCGGUGCGUGACACGGGGCGCGUGCGCCGUGUCCCUCCAGUUCCUUGUCACUUCUUGUUUACGUGUCUGUUUAGAUGAGUGAGCUGAAUAAAAGCCGAUCAAGUUGGUUUAGCCCCUCUUAAGACCGCUACUCAGCUGCAGGUAGCCCAGGGACAGCUUUCUUCCCCGCCAGCACAUCCUUGCUCCUGGCUCUGCACCCGGCUGGCGCAACGAGCUUCUCUCUUCCUUUCCUUUGGUGUGGAGGCUGUGGCUGGAGCUGGGCCACCGCGGUGCUUGCCCCAAGAAGGGGGGGGUGGGGGGGGGGGUUGGAUUACUUACGAUGAGCCCACACAUCAUAAGCGUGCUUCCUCUGGGGGAGGAGAAGACAGCAGGACUGUGGCUCUUGUGCUGUAAAUAGCAUGCUCCCGCAGCUAACCAGCGGCCUGAGGCUGAUGUGUGCUGGCCUCCCAUCUAGCCCAGCUCUCGCCCAGCGGGGCUGCGGGCUGGCUCAUCAAACAGAGCUCGGCGUUAGGAAACCUGCCUGGUGCUGGGCAGGCCACUGGCCGAUCGUCCCCUGCCGCGGGAGAGCUGGGAGCGACAUCCUGCGGGCUCCAGGUACGCCGGCUUCCGCGCCCGCUGCUGCCUGCCAGGCGCCUCUCAGUCCUGGCUCCCCUCCUCUCCCCCCCCCCCCCCCCCCCUCCAGCUCAUCUCUGCCAGCCGGGUGCAUCCAGUUCAGCUUUCAAACCUGCCUUGGCGUCUGUCUUGGCCCCACCGCAAUUAAACUGGACCAGCAGCCUCUUACCUGCCUUCCCUGCGCCCAGGGGUCAGUGUGGCCGCAGCGGGUGCUCUCGGACGCAGCCGAGGAGCUCCCGGGCUCUGCUGCAGGGGGAGCCUGCUCUGCCCGCUCUUGGCUGCAGGCAAGCCUGGGCAGCUACUCGAUUUCUCCCCCCCCCCUCCUCCUCUAUCCCAUUUUGCUGAUCAUCUGCAGCGUCGUGCCAACAGUGUCUUAAAUCCCAUCUCGUUUCCCUUCCCUCCUCCCCUCGCAGCCUUGCGUAACCAGGGCGAGAGCACAGCCACUUCCUUGCCCCCGGGGUCCCAUUUUAUAACCAUCGCUGCCUUUUCCUUCUCAUCAACCCUGACCUUGACAGGGUGUGAAAAUGCUUCUGUUUAGUUUGGUUGUUUUGUUUGUUUGUUUGGUUUUUUGUAAGUUCAGAUUAAUAAACAAUAAAACCCCAGUCAGCACA